Messenger RNA from Carassius auratus (goldfish), 948 nucleotides. RefSeq names its product oligosaccharyltransferase complex subunit (gene ostc). Gene Ontology annotation, cellular component: oligosaccharyltransferase complex. The transcript is spliced from 4 exons. NCBI's taxonomy places the organism in Eukaryota, Metazoa, Chordata, Actinopteri, Cypriniformes, Cyprinidae. The record is from RefSeq and is a predicted model, not a curated record. The coding region runs from base 124 to 573 and encodes 149 amino acids.
GCCAACUGUAAUUAAAGAAGAAGAAGAACCCUCUCCAGCCUUUUUCCUGUACACGUCGCUCUACGGCGAUUGUGACGUAUCCAUUAGCCGGGCAGCCACAGGAGUAUAGUACUCAAUUAAACCAUGGAGACUCUCUUCAGCCUACCGUUUACUGUACUGGAAUGUCCGAACAUCAAACUUAAAAAACCGUCAUGGCUACAUAUGCCUUCUGCAAUGACCGUAUAUGCCGUCGUGAUUGUUUCGUAUUUUCUCAUUACCGGUGGCAUCAUAUAUGAUGUGAUCGUUGAACCUCCAAGUGUCGGAUCAAUGACAGAUGAACACGGGCAUCAGAGGCCAGUGGCUUUUCUGGCGUACAGAGUGAAUGGGCAGUACAUUAUGGAGGGGCUGGCCUCCAGUUUUCUCUUCACCAUGGGAGGCCUUGGCUUCAUAAUUCUGGAUCGCUCUAAUGCGCCCAACAUUCCCAAGCUCAACCGUUUCCUUCUGCUCUUCAUUGGCUUUGUCAGUGUGUUGCUAAGCUUUUUUAUGGCCAGAGUCUUCAUGAGAAUGAAACUACCUGGUUAUCUUAUGGGUUAAAGCUGCAAUAUUGCAAAUGCUACAAGCAGAGAUGACAUACAGAAAACCAUGUUUCAGUGCCAAGGACUUCAGUCUCAUUCAAAGUCUGAUCAAUUAUUUCCGCUGGAAGAAUUUCCCUCACUUUUUUUUUCUUCUUAAAAUUUUGUCUAGUAGGACACUUUACCUUACUGCUUCAUGAAAAUGUGCUAAAUUUACUUUUCAACAUUGUUAAUAAAAAAAUUUCCAUGUUAAAAAGUCCACACGAUGGUCAAUAUUAUACGGAUAUAAUCCAUUUAGCAUAUCUCCUUAUAACUGUUAUUUUGUAGAAAGCCUGUUCAUAAAUUGCUGCCUGAUGUGCAGUUUGUUUUCUGUAAUAAACAAAUACUUAACAAAAAA